Molecule: messenger RNA, 285 nt
Organism: Anisakis simplex (herring worm)
Lineage: Eukaryota; Metazoa; Nematoda; Chromadorea; Rhabditida; Anisakidae
Source: the annotation of a GenBank genome assembly
GAUCUUGACGGUGAUGACGUGAUGAUCGUGGAUGCACUCAAUACGAUAUACGUUUGGAUUGGAGCGAAUGCAAAUCCGGAUGAAAAGAAAUACGCACAACAAACUGCGCAGAAAUAUUUGGAAACGGAUUCCCAUCCAAGGCAUCAACCACAAAUUGAAAUCAUUUAUCAAGGUCAAGAAACACCAUCGUUCAAGAAACUUUUCAAGAAUUGGGAUGACGAAAUGUUCAAAUCGGAAUCAAGAUCGUUCGAAAACAUGCGCAAGCUGAUGUUCUCGAAUUUGUAG